Salvia splendens (bonfire salvia) is the source of this 717-nucleotide messenger RNA. Its product is annotated as protein LATE FLOWERING-like. Lineage: Eukaryota; Viridiplantae; Streptophyta; Magnoliopsida; Lamiales; Lamiaceae. The record is from RefSeq and is a predicted model, not a curated record. Bases 69 to 503 code for a protein of 144 amino acids. Gene Ontology annotation, biological process: negative regulation of abscisic acid-activated signaling pathway. The transcript is spliced from 2 exons.
CUACAUUCCAAAUACAAAAUUCAAAUCAACACACACUACAUCAAGAUUCAAGACUCUUCUAACAGGAAAUGGAGGGCUCGCCAAAUAAAGGAGAAGAAGCAGGAAAAUCAUUCCCAUGCACAUAUUGUUCUAGAAAGUUCCACAGCUCGCAGGCGCUAGGCGGCCAUCAAAACGCCCACAAGAAGGAGAGGAGCGCCGCGGGAAAGACGAAGAGGGCGGCAGCGGAGUACGCUCUGAUGCCGUCGCCGCCGCCCCUCAUCUUCUCUCCCGGCUACCCCGUCGGCAUUAUCAAUCCGGCGCAGUACGCGGUUCACGGUGCGGCGGCGUUCGAAGACGUGGCGGCGCUGUAUCAGUACAGCCUGGCGCAUGAGCAGAGCUCGGCCUACUGUGGUCAGUGGAGUAGGGUUAGGUGCAUCGAUGACGAGUUUUCGGGGCAGGGAUUUGGGGAUUAUCAUGAGAGGCGGCGCAGAGAUCAGAAGCUUGAUUUGUCUCUGCAUUUGUAGACAAAUCACAAAUGUAAUGUGCCCACACAAUUCAGAUUUUAAGCAACUCCUACUAAUAAUAAUAUAUCGUCCCCCGAUUUGAUCUGUGGCGGAUUUAGAACAUAAUUUUGAGGAGACGGAUUCAUUAGAUGGAAAUAAUUUGCAGUGAACGAAUACGAGAUGGACAAGUGUUUUUUAGUAAUUUUCAAUUUUAUAAAGUUCAUUUAAAAAUGUU